This is a messenger RNA of Cheilinus undulatus (humphead wrasse), 4824 nucleotides long. Its product is annotated as mucin-3A-like. Bases 1 to 4404 code for a protein of 1467 amino acids. The transcript has 13 exons. The record is from RefSeq and is a predicted model, not a curated record. Lineage: Eukaryota; Metazoa; Chordata; Actinopteri; Labriformes; Labridae.
AUGGCCAGGAUCCUGAUGAGGGUGCGAAAGUACGAUCACGUCACCUCCAUCCUCAAAUCACUGUCCAACUCCGGAUUGAAUACAAAGUUUCCCUCCUCACCCACCACAACCACAGAGGCAGCAACUGAUGUCCCAACUGUUGCAACAACUGAAACAACCACAGAGACAACAACCGAGGAGACAACUGAAGCAACAACUGAGGAAACACCUGGGGCAACCACAGAGACAACAAAUGAUGUCAAAACUGAGGCCACAACUAUAGCAACCACAAAGGCAACAACUGAUGUUACAACUGUUGCAACAACUGAAGCAAAAACAGAGGCAACAACUGUUGCAACCACAGAGGCAACAAUUGAUAUCACAACUGUUGCAACAACUGUUGCAAACACAGAGGCAACAACUGAUAUCACAACUGAGGCCACGACUGUAGAAGCCACAGAGGCAACAACUGAUGUCACAAUUGUUGCAACAACUGAAGCAACCACAGAGGCAGCAACUGAUGUCACAACUGUUGCAUCAACCGUAGCAACCACAGAGGCAACAACUGAUGUCACAACUGUUGCAACAACUGAAGCAACCACUGAGGCAACAACUGAUGUCACAACUGAGGUAACAACUGAAGCAACAAGAGAGGCAACAACUUAUGCCACAACUGUUGCAACAUCUGAAGCAACCACAGAGGCAACAACUGAUGUCACAACUGAGGCAACAACUGAAGCAACAACUGAGGAGACAACUGAGGCAACAUCUGAGGCAACAACUGAAGAAACAACUCAGGCAACAACUAAAGCAAAUACUGAAGCAACAACUGACGCAACAACGGAAGCAACAACUGAUGUAACAACUGAGGCAACAACUGAAGCAACAACUGAAGCAACUCAGGCAACAACUGAAGCAACAACAAAAGCAACAACUGAGGCAGCAUCUGAUGCAACAACUGAGGCAACAACUGAUGUCACAACUGUUGCAACAACUGAAGCAACAUCUGAGGCAACAACUGAUGUCACAACUGUUGCUACAACUGAAGCAACCAUAGAGGCAACAACUGAGGUCACAGCUGUUGCAACAACUGAAGCAAGCACUGUGGCCACAACUGAGGCAACAUCUGAGGCAACAACUGAAGAAACAACUCAGGCAACAACUGAAGCAAAUACUGAGGCAACAACUGAAGCAAGCACUGUGGCCACAACUGAGGCAACAUCUGAGGCAACAUCUAAGGCAUCAACUGAUGUAACAACUGAAGCAAUUACUGAUGUCACACCCGAAGCAACAUCUGAGGCAACAACUGAUGUCACAACUGUUGCUACAACUGAAGCAACCACAGAGGCAACAACUGAGGUCACAGCUGUUGCAACAACUGAAGCAAGCACUGUGGCCACAACUGAGGCAACAUCUGAGGCAACAACUGAAGAAACAACUCAGGCAACAACUGAAGCAAAUACUGAGGCAACAACUGAGGCAACAACUAAGGCAACAACUGAAGCAACAACUGAGGGGACAACUGAGGCGACAACUGAAGCAACAACUGAGGAAACAACUGAUGUAACAAUUGAAGAAACCACUGAGGCAUCAACUGAGGCAAUAAGUGAGGCAACAACUGAAGCAACAAGUGAGGCAACAACUGAUGUAACAACUGAAGCAACAACUGAAGCAACAACUGAGGCAACAACUGAAGCAACAUCUGAGGCAACAACUCAGGCAACAACUGAAGCAACAACAAAAGCAAUAACUGAGGCCGCAUCUGAUGCAACAACUGAGGCAACAACUGAUGUCACAACUGUUGCAACAACUGAAGCAACCACAGAGGCAACAACUGAUGUCAAAAUUGUUGCAACAACUGAAGCAACCACAGAGGCAGCAACUGAUGUCACAACUGUUGCAACAACUGAAGAAACAACUCAGGCAACCACUGAAGCAACAAGUGAGGCAACAACUGAUGUAACAACUGAAGCAACAACUGUAGCAACAACUGAGGUGACAACUGAGGCGACAACUGAAGCAACAACUGAGGAAACAACUGAUGUAACAAUUGAAGAAACCACUGAGGCAUCAACUGAGGCAACAAGUGAGGAAACAACUGAAGCAACAAGUGAGGCAACAACUGAUGUCACAACUGAAGCAACAACUGAAGCAACAACUGAUGUAACAACUGAGGCAACAACUCAGGCAACAACUGAAGCAACAACAAAAGCAACAACUGAGGCAGCAUCUGAUGCAACAACUGAGGCAACAACUGAUGUCACAACUGUUGCUACAACUGAAGCAACCACAGAGGCAACAACUGAGGUCACAGCUGUUGCAACAACUGAAGCAAACACUGUGGCCACAACUGAGGCAACAUCUGAGGCAACAACUGAAGAAACAACUCAGGCAACAACUGAAGCAAAUACUGAGGCAACAACUGAAGCAAGUACUGUGGCCACAACUGAGGCAACAUCUGAGGCAACAACUGAAGAAACAACUCAGGCAACAACUGAAGCAAAUACUGAGGCAACAACUGAUGUAACAUCUGAAGCAACAAAGGGAGCACCAACUGAGACAACAACUGAUGCAACAACUGAUGUAACAACUGAAGAAACACCUGAAGCAACCACUAAGGCAACUGAAGCAACAACUGGUGUAACAACUAAAGCAACACCUAAAUCAACAAGUGGACCAACAAUGGAUGUCACUGAUGGAACAACAACUGAGGCCACAAGCAGACCAACAGCUGAUGCCACAAUUGAAACAACAAUGGAUGUCGCUGCAACAACUGUUGCCACAACUGAAGCCACAGGUGGCCUAACAGCAGAGGCCACGAGUGGACCAACAAGUGAUGCCACAAGUGGAUCAACAGCUGAGACCUCAAAUAGACCAACAGCUGAGGCAACUAGUAGACCAACAACUGAUGCCACAAGUGGACCAACUGAUGCCACAAGUAGGCCAAUGACUGAUGCAACAAGUAGACCAACAACUGAUGCCACAACCGAUGCCACAGGUGGACCAACAACCAAGGUAACAAGAGAACCAACAACUGAUGCAACAACUGGACAAAAAACUGGUGCAACAAGUAGACCAACAACUGAGGGCACAACCAAGGUUUCAACAGCUGCCACAAACAGACCAACACCUCAUGUCACAACACCUUUAUCCACAACACCAACUACCACCAGAAAGCCCUUAGAUUGCCAGAAUGGAGGAACAGACAAUGGAUUCAACUGCACAUGUCUUGUUGGAUUCACGGGGGGACUAUGUGAAGAAUUUAUUCCUGAUGUCACCCCAGAGGUAGUUAGUAGAGCAGUAGUGGUUAUUAUGGAGGUCAACCAGGAAUUUGACGACAAAUAUAAAGAUAAAACAUCACCGGAGUACCAGGACUUUGUUAGAAACUUCACUGAACAGAUGGAUAAAUAUUACAGAGAUAGGAAGGUACAAAACUUUAAAGAAGUGAAUGUCACUGGUGUAAGUCCAGGCAGUCCACUGACCAGGUUCUCUACCAACACUGUGGAGAAGAUGAGACUCAGGAGGGACACAGCUGUCACAGAGGAGAGGUUGGGAGUUAACGUCACACAUGAUGUGAUCCUGGAGAUCCCAAAUAAAGAGGGCUCUGAUGAAAUCUAUGAGAGCGAUGUGGAGAUCAUUCAGGAGGCUGUCGACAGCAUUAAUAGCUGCAGAGACGACUGUCCAAGUUUCAACCUUACAGGCCUGCCCCCGUCGGUGCAGACAACAAAGCUUGAUCUUACAAAACAAUGUGUGGGUCUUUCAGAGGAUGCAAAUUUCUAUCAGGCAAAGAACAUCAAUGGGAAGAUACUCUGUGUGACGGCCUGCCAUCCUGAACAUGAUAAUUAUAAACGAUGCUUCAAUGGUGGACGGUGCAAAGUAUUCAAAACUGCCGGAGCAAUCUGCGACUGCGCAAAUGUGGAAUCUAACUGGUACCUAAGCGAUGACUGCAGCAUGCCCAUACAGAAGACGGCCUUCAUCGCUGGCCUGAGUGGGAUGCUCCUCAUUCUCAUGGUGCUGGUCGGAGUCCUGGCAGCAUUCACACUGAGGAACAAAAUCUCUCAAAAGAGAAACAGAGACAUGAAAAAGCAGAUGUUGAAUCAGUGGCUGAACGAGGACUUAGAACGGUCCAGAACAAACAGUUGCAGCUCUGAAAUGUACAGGAACCCUAUGUUUACCAGCGAUGAUACUGCCGCAUACAGACAGCAGCCAAACGGUUUAAGACAGCCCUCACCAGCCUACCAAUCAAGCAGACCACCGACACAAAACAGCUACAGACCAUCAGACAGACUCUCCCCAUCACAACCAGCUCACAGACACAUCACUCCAUCUAAUGGGUACGCUCAACCUGCUGGUCUCGGCCGACCACAGAGAAGCCCAACCAACCAAUCAAUGAGGAUCAACAGGCCUCAGAUCAGGACAUCCUGAGAUGCCUGAGCAGAGCAAUAAGAAACUAGGUCUUAGAAAAUGAACUGAAAACACAGCAGCAAAGAGGUUUUUAGCCCCUGGAGGAAAUGAAAGAAGCCAAGAAGAAAGUUCAAAACUGGCUAAACACGAUAUAUAUAAGGUGCUCUUCGACCAAAAGUACCCAGAACUUUUAGUCCCAGGAACUUAUCUUCAAGGAACUGAAUGGUACCUGUGGUUCCAAAAGGGGCAUUGGACAAAUCAGGCAUCCUGACACAGCCAAGCUUUAGAGAGACAAAGAUUAUACCUUUUAUAAUUUUUAUUUCAAUGUUCUGUUAUGAAGAGUCUGGAUUGAGGACAAACAGACUCUAUAAUCCUUUAUAUACAUUUCUGUGCAGAAUUUUAAGGCAAUUUUGUGCCAAAUUAAGAAAUGUUCAGGACUGC